Messenger RNA from Diabrotica balteata, 1038 nucleotides. The record is from the annotation of a GenBank genome assembly. Lineage: Eukaryota; Metazoa; Arthropoda; Insecta; Coleoptera; Chrysomelidae.
AGUUUUGUUAACGUGUAAUGAGUAAGAGAAGCUAAAACUAAUUCAAGUCAAGUACAAAUAGUCACAUUUCAUAUCACCAAAGAUAAAUUAAAAAUGGAAUUUCAGCCACUCAUUUUCGUUUUUCUUGCAUUAGUUUUGGCUGCAAAUGCUCUUAAACCCAAUGAAUGUGAAGUAUGUAUCAAAACUUUGAAUAAGUUCUCAGCCACUUUAGAUGAAAGUACGCGAAAAGAUCCCAAAAAGAUUGAGACUGAGUUUAAGAAGUAUUGUAAAGGAUUAAAAAAUAAGGAACAUCGAUUUUGUUACUACUUGGGAGGACUGGAGGAGAGUGCGACUGGAAUUCUAGGAGAGAUGUCCAAACCUCUUUCAUGGUCCAUGCCUUCAGACAAAAUCUGUGAAAAGCUCAAGAAGAAAGACGCACAAAUCUGUGAACUCCGAUAUGAUGUAGAGAUAGAUUUAAAAACAGUAGAUCUGAAGAAACUUAAGGUCAGGGACCUGAAGAAAAUUUUGAAUGACUGGGGUGAAGAUUGCGAGGGAUGUAUAGAAAAGAGUGAAUAUUUGAAAAGGAUAGAAGAGCUAAAACCUAAACAUGUAGAACUGUGAAAAAUGUGAAAAAUUAGGAUGUUUUUAAAUUGUAUUAGCUCAUUGGACUGAUGGUUUUUAGAGUUGUUAUGGAUAUUUUUUUGCCAAAGAGAACGUUUUAUACAACAAAUCAUUCUAAAUUUUAUUAAGAAAAGUUAAUAUAUCAGUUUCUACAUUUUUUGUUUCUAAUAACAUUACAUUGUAUUAUAAAUAAGUAUUUUAAUUUAUUGCCAUUUAUAUAAAAAAUAAUGGGUAUAAUUAACAACUCUAUAAAUUAGUGAAGUGGUCACUUUGGUGAAUUCUUUUUAAAUUAUCCAACAUACAUUUGUUAUGUUGUGUCAUUUGUUCCAUACUUUCAAGUGAAUGUAUUUUUUGACAUUUCUUAUUAAUUUAUUUAUUACAGUAGGUAUCUGUGACUUUGUAUCAUUCGAUUUGUAAUAUAAAAUAUAUUUUUGAUUG